Prosopis cineraria is the source of this 1488-nucleotide messenger RNA. Its product is annotated as ABSCISIC ACID-INSENSITIVE 5-like protein 2. The coding region runs from base 264 to 1223 and encodes 319 amino acids. Gene Ontology annotation, molecular function: DNA-binding transcription factor activity. The transcript is spliced from 4 exons. Lineage: Eukaryota; Viridiplantae; Streptophyta; Magnoliopsida; Fabales; Fabaceae. The record is from RefSeq and is a predicted model, not a curated record. Gene Ontology annotation, biological process: positive regulation of DNA-templated transcription. Gene Ontology annotation, cellular component: nucleus.
CUCACGCCCACCUGGAAUGGUCUUUGCGAAACCAAAAUACAUUGUGCAUAUACAGUCGUGGAGGGUUUAUUCAUCCUCUUGCUUCGCAAAAACAUUUCGCUUUGAGUCAUUGUUUUGAUCACUCAGUGAAUAACUUCGGAUCGGUUGUUCUGGUUGAUUCAGGGAGGAAGGUUACGACUUUGUGGGGCAGGAUGGAAAUUUCAGAUCACUUACCUUUAGUCUUUUAGCACUAAAAGUCUGAGUGGGACACUCAUAAUUGGUGAAUGGGUAUCCAAACUAUGGGGUCUCAAGGCGGCGGUGACAGUAAUGGAAAACAGUCACAGUUCCAGCCUUUGGUGCGGCAAAAUUCAAUGUACAGUCUCACACUUGAUGAGGUUCAGAAUCAAUUGGGUGACUUAGGAAAGCCAUUAAGUAGUAUGAACCUUGACGAGCUUCUAAAAAACGUAUGGAGUGCUGAGGCAAACCAGUCUAUGGGCAUGGACAUUGAAGGCCCAGCACAAGCUAGUCAAACAGCUCUUCAGCGUCAAGCUAGUCUGUCAUUAACUAGUGCACUAAGCAAGAAGACAGUUGAUGAGGUUUGGCGAGAUAUCCAACAAAACAAAAGCAAUGAGGGGAAGAAGACUCGGGAGAGGCAGCCUACUCUGGGAGAGAUGACAUUAGAGGAUUUCUUGGUGAAAGCAGGAGUUGUUGCGGAAGCUUCUUCUGAUAAAAAGAAUACAGGUCCCGUGGUUGGUACUGAUUCAGCACCACAGUUUCCUCAACAAGGUCAGUGGAUCCAGUAUCCACAACCACAAUAUCAGCAUCCUCAACAAAAUUUAAUGGGAAUUUAUAUGCCUGGCCAUAAUAUGGGUCAGCCAUUACAUAUGGGAGCUGGUUCUGCACUGGAUGUUCCUUUUGCUGAAAUUCCAGUGGCACUGCCUUCACCUAUGAUGGGACCACUGUCAGAUACACAGACAUCUGGUAGAAAAAGAGGCACGCCAGAUGACAUGAUUGAGAAAACUGUUGAGAGGAGGCAGAAAAGGAUGAUCAAGAAUCGGGAAUCUGCUGCCCGUUCAAGAGCAAGAAAGCAGGCUUACACUCAUGAAUUGGAGAAUAAAGUCUCACGUUUGGAAGAGGAAAAUGAGUUGUUGAGGAAACAGAAGGAGCUAGAGAGCAUGUUGCCUUGUGCACCGCCUCCUGAGCCGAAAUAUCAGCUCCGACGAACAACGUCAGCCCCUUUCUGACAUUAUUGUCUAAAGCUGGGUGUGUGUACUUUGUAGAUAUGAGCAUCAAGGGAUGCGUUUUCUUCAAUUAGUGUGAGGCAACCACCUACAUUCUGGUCUCUUAGGGAUCAGAAAUAGCUGUUUGAUGCAUUUGCAUGCAAUGGCUUGCUUUUUCCUGUUUUUAGGCUCUACAAAACUCAGUGAGAUCCUUGAGGUAAAAGUUUUCUAGGAAACUUUGUAGUUUUACCAUUUAUUUAUAUAUAUAUAUAUAUAGUCUGUUUGAUUA